UUACCUGUUAUUUUUCAUUCUGCGAAGGCUUAAUCAGGAACACAUUGCUAUAACUUCCUGUUUCACUUACAUUAUUUGGCUGUUUAUAAACAAUUGGGAAAGCAUGCCAUGCCAAAAGCACAUGCUCAUUAGGACGUUGAUACAUUUGUAAUAGUAUUUCUCCUUAAUCCUCGGCUGCUUUGUACUCUUCCCCGGGUAGCAGUGACUGGGAAAUGUACCGCAGCUCCCCGUUGUAUAUGCGGGUUCGAGCUCAAUAUAGGCAAUGGUUUGCGACAUCCCGGUUAUAGUCUGGCGUCCUGCAGAGGGCUUGUGGAUAUUCACGUCUUUGGAUAUCCCCCCAAACCCCUCCCUCCUCUCUGUCUCUCUCUUGGUCUCCCUCUCCUCGCCUCUCUCUACGUUGUGUGUUCCGUGGGUGCUCAGCCAUCCUCAAACGCGCUCGCCUUUUCUGUGGGAGAAUCAGAGGAGCCCGAUGGCCCCCCGCGCCGGAGAGACUGCGCUAACCAGACGCUCCAGCGUGCAUCCGCGUCCCAGCCUCCCCGGCGCAGAGCGUUCGUAGCACAGGCAGGAAACUGCGAAGCUUUAUUCGGAGCGCAAUUUAGCUUUUCGUUUUUGCUUUCUCGUCGGCUCAACAAGAGGGGAAAGGGGAUGAUGAUGUACUCGACAUGGUUGAUUUCUCUUUUGUUCAUCUAUGGAUUGAUGGAUGUCAUUCACACCAGAAAUGGGGACUCCCGGAAUGGAAACGCCUUGUCGAGCGCGAAGAGCCUCCGAGACACCAGCCGAUUCGCGGGGAAGGAGGACACGGUGCCGAUGCGCCUGGUCUACAGCCGGCUGAAUCACAGCCAGAUCAGCCACGACCAGCUCACCACCCGGAUCAGGGCCACCGGCCCCAGCCCCGCGCAGGUGAACCACGUGGCCCAGGCCAGCUUCCAGGUGGACGCCUUCGGGAGGACGUUUAUCCUGGAUGUGGAACUCAACCAUGAUCUCCUGUCUUCAAAGUACGUGGAGAGGCAUUUGUCGGAAAAUGGAAAAGCAGUCAUCACCAAGGGCGGGGAGCAUUGCUACUACCAGGGGAAGGUCCGCAACGUUCCAGACUCCUUCGUGGCCCUCUCUACCUGCCAUGGACUCCAUGGUAUGUUCUUUGAUGGGAAUCACACCUACAUGAUUGAGCCCGGAGGACAGAGCAGCACCAGUGGAGAUGUACAAAUCCACUUGAUCUACAAAUCUGCUGGACAGGAGGGACUGGUUGAUCUCCUCAAUGGUGAUCUUCCAGAGCCCCCCUUUCCCAGUCCUCCGUUUCCAGGGUCCAGGACUGGACAAAGAAGAAGGAAGAGACAGGCCCCUCGUGAGCAGCGCAGUGUGGAAGAGGAGACCAAAUACAUUGAGUUGAUGGUGAUUAAUGACCAUCUCAUGUAUAAGAAGCAUCGUCUUUCUGUUGGACAGACAAAUAACUAUGCAAAGUCAGUGGUCAACAUGGCUGACAUGCUCUUCAAGGAACAGCUAAACACACGCAUAGUACUGGUUGCCAUGGAAACAUGGGCCGCUGACAACCGGUUCAACAUCGACGACGACCCCAUGGUGACCCUCAAGGAGUUCAUGAAGUACCGCCGAGACUUCAUCAAAGAGAAGUGUGACUCGGUGCACCUUUUCUCUGGGAACCGUUUCCAUAGCAGCUGGGGCGGAGCUUCAUAUAUGGGCGGAGUUUGCUCCCUUACUAAAGGAGGCGGAGUCAAUGAGUAUGGGAAAACAGACGAGAUGUCUAUCACCCUCGCCCAGUCUCUGGGACAGAACAUUGGAAUCUUCUCGGACAAGAAGAGGAUUCUGAACGGCGAGUGUAAAUGUGAAGACCGCUGGUCAGGCUGCAUCAUGGAUGAUGUUGGCUUCUACCUCCCGAAGAAGUUCUCUGAGUGCAACGUGGAGGAGUUCCACAACUUCCUUAACAGUGGGGGAGGAGCCUGUCUCUUCAACAAGCCCCUGAAGCUCCUGGACCCUCCAGAAUGCGGUAAUGGCUUUGUGGAACCAGGGGAGGAGUGUGACUGUGGAAGCCCAGUGGAGUGUGCCAAGGAAGGGGAGAACUGUUGCAACAGGUGCACCCUGACUCAGGGCUCCAAGUGCAGUAAUGGGCUGUGCUGCAGCAGCUGCCAGAUGGAGUUCAUGGGUGUGGUAUGCAGAGAGGCAGUGAACAACUGUGACAUCCCAGAGAAUUGCACGGGUAACUCCAGCCAGUGUCCGCCCAAUGUCCACAAGAUGGAUGGUUACACCUGUGAAAAAGACCAGGGUCGAUGCUUCAACGGACGCUGCAAAACCAAAGACAGACAGUGCAAGUACAUCUGGGGAGAGAAGGCCAUGGCCGCCGACAAGUUUUGCUACGAGAAGCUCAACAUUGAAGGCACAGAGAAGGGCAACUGUGGGAAGGACAAGGACACCUGGAUCCAGUGUAACAAACAAGACGUGCAUUGUGGGUAUCUGCUGUGCUCCAACAUCUCCCCAUCCCCGCGGCUGGGAGAGCUGCACGGGGGUCUGACGUCCUUCUCCGUGGCCCAGCACAGUGCAUCUCUGGACUGCAGCGGGGGCCACGUGGUGAUCGAUGGAGACACUGACCUCGGCUAUGUGGAGGACGGGACGGCGUGCGGCACGGACAGCAUCUGCUUCAACCACAAGUGUCUCCCCCUCCAGCAGUUCAAUUUCAGCACCUGCCCCGGCACCACGGACAAGAUCAUCUGCUCGGGACACGGGGUGUGCAGCAGUGAGCUGAAGUGUGUGUGUCACCUGGGAUGGACCGGGGAGGACUGUAACUCAUCCUCUCCUCUCAGCUACCUGGUCGUGAGACCCACUGCCACUACUUCAGGUAUCACCACUACCAACAUCAUCAUAUGGGCCUUUGCAGGUUCUAUUCUCUUCCUCGGCCUAAUCCUGGCUAUAACGGCCUGGCGCUACAAGAGCUACAGGCAGAAAAGAUAUGUUGAAUCUGAAGUUCACCGAAGAUUUUGCCGGCAAAUGCCGGCCGGGGACUACGUCAAGAAGCCCGGAGACCCCGACUCGUACAGCGAUGGGCCCCCGGGGGUCAGCACCAACUCUGGCUGCAGCUCCAAGAAGAGGUCCGCCUGUCUGUCUCACCUGCAGAUUUGCACUCCGUCCUUCACCCACUCCAUCCGCUCCAUCCCCCAGAGCAUCACGCCUUUUGUGUUCAGAUCUAACGGUUUGUCCCACUCCUGGAGCGAGAGGAUUCCCGACGCCAAGCACAUCUCUGACAUCUGCGAGAACGGGCGGCCGAGGAGCAACUCCUGGCAGGGUAAUCUGAGUGGUCAACGCAAGAAGAUGAAAGGAAAGAAGUACCGUGCCCGCUCCAACUCCACAGAGACUCUGUCUCCUGCCAAGUCUCCCACUUCCUCCACAGGGUCCAUCGCGUCCAGCCGCAGGUACCCCUACCCCAUGCCACCGCUCCCCGACGACAAGAGGAAAGCCAACAGGCAGAGUGCCAGGCUGUGGGAGACCUCAAUAUAACAGCCGGCGUUGCCCUCUCUGAUCUGCAGAAGUCGGUGAGAACUACCUUGUUCUGCCUACCUUCUUUUGUUUUUCUAUGGAUCAAGACUUCCUGACUGGACAAUGAGAGUGUGAGCGCGCCCCAGCGGAACAGAAGGAUAAUCCCAGGUUCAUGUGUAUUACUUUCUGCAAGGACCUGUUUAGUCUGACUUGCUAAACAGCAGCAGGCAGCAAUUGUCCAUACAUUGGACGUCUUUGAGAUGAGAGAACCUCGGCUCCACUUCUGACCCGCUGGAGGUCAGGUCAGACUGAGCUGCUCUUGAGGGCUCAGGCCUUCAGGACCGGACAUACCCCCACCAUCCAGCCCGUCUCCUCCUUGCCCCUUACCCCCAACACGCUUCUGUGGCCCUGGCGCUUACUGACAACCCCAGCAGUUCCCCGGUGAUAUCCACACUUAACUCUACACUUUUAUUGGCUUUCCUCUCAAAAAGGAGGCGGAACCAGGAAACAGGUCAACCUAUCUCCGAUCCAAAUGGAGACAUUUCAAAAGCACGCAAACCGCUGUAGACAAAUCCAACAAUGUAUGCAUGAGAUAACUUUGUUUAUAGACAACCUCCGUCUAUUGUCGAAGAAAGGACAAGAGCGCUGGUACGACCUGGAUGGAAAGCAUGCAGAGGAGCAGGGAUUUUAUACCUAGCCGUUGACGUUUCCUCUUCAAUGUGUAGGCUGCCACUUCUCCUUCAUCUAUCACCAACUCUCAAUGUAUCAAUAAUCAUCAUAGCUACCUUGUUUCGAGAAGACAGACCCCAACUUGCUCACAUCCCGCUGCCACACCUUGCGGGGUCCGCUCAGUGAAUAAUCGGUGUAAAUAUGUACAGUUAAAUACAUACCAUGAUAAUGUUGUUUUCUUUUUUUAUUAAGGAUAAGGGGAUGCGGAUGUGCGUCCUCUCCCUAUUGCUCAUAUUGUGUUGUGUCAUAAAGCGGGAAGGUUGGUGGGGUUCCUGGGGGUUUUCCCCAGGCUAUCAUACCCUCCUUAUGUCUGUGUGUUUGUUUUUUAACCCUGCAGAACCUCAUUCCUCCUCCAAUGUACCCCCCCCCCUCCGCCCCAAGCUUUCUCCAUCCACAGCAGAAUGUAACAGUGUCUCAUCUCAGUCUAUUACAUCCUUCUCGGGGAGAUAUGCUUAUACGUGACACAGAUGUGCUCAGCCCUCAUUGAUCAAAUAGCUGCGAGGGGCAUGUCCUAGCACAUGAACAGUGUUAUGGCGAAGCUUGUAAAGCUUUCUUUCUUUAAUUUGUUAAACUAAGUAAAACCGUUUAAAUGUGGUCUUUCUGUGGGCGAUAAAGGGCGAAAGAUGUGUUUUUGGUAAAAGUUGUAGAUGUGAACGUCACAUUUUAGUCUUAUUCACUUGGUGAUGGACGAUUUUGCUCAGAAAUCUCACUUGGUUCAUGUAAAGAUGUGUUUCGUUUUCCUCCUGUUUCUACUUCUGGAUGGCAAGCUUGGCCGUUAUUAAGCCUUUACAACGUAGCAUUGGGAUCAGGGGAGGCCGCUUAGCUAAGUCAAAUUAUGACAAUUGUAAUGAAAUAACAUGGAAUAUUGACAUCUAAAAAUUUGCAUUUUGGAUUUUAUCUGCGAUGGCUUUGAUUGACCUAUGUAAAUGAUGAAAUAUGCUGUAUAGUGCUUGCUGUUUAAGCUUUUAUGACGACCAACAGAAUGACAGGGCAAUGAGCACAUCAUGUCCGUCCUCUCCUAGGCUACCUGCAAGACUAUUUGGGCUAAAAAAAAGCAUGUCAAUGAAAAUUUUUACUUUAUUAAAGUUGUCUUACCGUUUUUUAUACCACUGCACUGACGGUAAUUUACGACUAUUAAUAUAGUCUGCUCAAUAAUUCAGUCAGUCUGAAAUGGUUUAGGCUCGAUAGAACAUCCAGCCAUUGGUUUGGCAAAGACUAAAAACUCUGAAGAUAUUAGAGGUAAUAUAGUUUAUUUUGUUUGUUUAGAUGGGCAAACCAAGAUCCAUCACCAACCUGUCUUGUUCAGCUCCACGGCAUCGCCUUUCAUGUGCAUAAAUUGCCUUAAUGCUUCUUGUGCGUUCGUUCUGAUAUUUGUCUUUGUUUGAAGUUGCCCCUGUUCAUUUUAAUUUGUCAGCACUCUGACUGUAUAGCUAAUGUCCCCACAAUAUUGGAUUGAUAUUGUAACUGGGUGAAAGAUACCAUCUUUUUUCUUAAUUACCUUUAUAAUAUUCUCUUCUUUCUCAGUAUUAUGAACUGCAAUUAAUCUAACAUUAAUUAAAUGAAUUGCAAUAUUGCGCGUUCUUUGCAUUGGCGCGUUCUUUGCAUUGGCUAGUUUGGGUGGGAUUUGGUGAUUUGGGUCUUUAAGCACUAGUUGUGGAGUUGUCCCGUGGCUUUACUCUGGCUCGUGUCCAUCUGUAAGGUUCCACAGUAGGUGGAUGAAGGGAAGCAAUAGAAGCAUUGAGUAUAACAACCAUAACUGUACCGACAGGCUCCUGUAUUGUCUUUCUUUUGCUACAAGAGCUUUCUUUUCAUUAUUGAAGUGUGUGACGAGUAAGAGGAACACUGCAGCAAUAUAUUCAACGUAGUGUGGCAACAACAAACAAUGACCCUUUUCUCUGUCGUUGGCCAACAGAUAUUGUGGCCAAACCAUUUUCAAAAUUGCCAUGGUUUCAUGUCUUUGAACUGUAGUGGUAGAGAAUAGAGACAACCGUGCUAAAUCCACUCACUAAUAAGACUGUCCUGCCUGGAGGUAUCCAACAGGACAACUGUGAUUUCCUUCUCCCCUACGGAGACACAGCAGACAGCCAGGCAGACGUUCGGCAUUCAUCAGUACACUUGAGCUCACCAACUGCCAAGCUGAACUUCCAUCCAACGCGUUCAGAGCUGAUCCUCAUCCACAUUUACUAGAUGUAAUAGUUUCAGAUCUAGCUGCACACCUGGUAUGGUUUUAGUUUGGUUUGUUUAAAUGUUGUUUUUGCGUUCUGCUGUACAUAAAUUGACAAUGCAAAUGCCCAUAUUUUUUUUCUCUUAAUUAUUCAGUAUUGUAAUAUAUUUAAUAUAAAAUAAAACUUUAAACAACAUGUCCUUGUUGUUUGAAAUGUCUGUGCCCUCAUCUGUAUAAAACAUUCAGGUUUGGAAUUAUUAAGAUAUGUUUAAUGGAAGCCCAGGAA
Gadus chalcogrammus (walleye pollock) is the source of this 6659-nucleotide messenger RNA. It is a transcript of the gene adam22, whose product is annotated as ADAM metallopeptidase domain 22. The record is from RefSeq and is a predicted model, not a curated record. NCBI's taxonomy places the organism in Eukaryota, Metazoa, Chordata, Actinopteri, Gadiformes, Gadidae. The coding region runs from base 646 to 3501 and encodes 951 amino acids. Gene Ontology annotation, cellular component: postsynaptic density membrane. Gene Ontology annotation, biological process: proteolysis. The transcript is spliced from 31 exons. Gene Ontology annotation, molecular function: metalloendopeptidase activity.